AUGGCCGCCACCGAUGACGCACCGGACCUCGACGGUGCCCUAUAUGCGCUCAUGCGCGCCUUCGCCAUGAUCAUCGUCUCCGAGGUCGGUGACAAGACUUUCCUCAUCGCCGCCAUCCUCGCAAUGCGCCAGCCGCGCCUCGUUGUCUUUGCCGGUGCCUUCGCCUCGCUCGUCGUCAUGUCCAUACUCUCCGCCGCGCUCGGGCAUGUCCUGCCGACGCUCAUCCCGCGCAAGUGGACACAGGCGUGCGCCGCGCUCAUGUUCUUCGUAUUUGGUGCGCGUAUGCUCCAGGAAGGCCGUGCGAUGCAGGGUGGCAGCGACAAAAUGCGCGAGGAGAUGAAGGAAGCGGAGGAGGAAAUCGAGCUCGACGAGGCCGGGCACGACGGAGACGUGGUACCUCUGGAGGCGGUCGAGGAGGGCGGCAGGCCUCAGAGGGAGUCGAAUGGCAGUGCAAGACCUGCGCGUCCGCCGCAGACGAAGGCGCUCAAGGAGGCGACCCGCAAUUUUUUCAGCCUUUUCCUCGGGCCGGUGUUUGUGCAGGCGUUCGUGUUGACCUUCCUCGGCGAGUGGGGGGACCGCAGUCAGAUAGCUACCAUCGGCCUAGCUGCGGCACAUAAUGUAUACCUGGUGGCACUGGGAACUAUCAUCGGCCAUUCAUGUUGUACGGCGGUCGCAGUCACAGCCGGCCGAUACGUUUCCACGAAAGUCUCUGUGAAGCACGUGACACUUGCCGGAAGCGCACUCUUCCUAAUCUUCGGCAUAAGUUACCUCUACGAAGCAUUCCUCUCCAUAGACCCAGACGACGCGGACUUUCAUCUGCCCUGA
Sparassis crispa is the source of this 825-nucleotide messenger RNA. RefSeq names its product GDT1-like protein. Bases 1 to 825 code for a protein of 274 amino acids. The transcript is spliced from 3 exons. Gene Ontology annotation, molecular function: calcium ion transmembrane transporter activity; manganese ion transmembrane transporter activity. Gene Ontology annotation, cellular component: Golgi apparatus; fungal-type vacuole membrane. The record is from RefSeq and is a predicted model, not a curated record. Gene Ontology annotation, biological process: Golgi calcium ion transport; manganese ion transmembrane transport; Golgi calcium ion homeostasis. Lineage: Eukaryota; Fungi; Basidiomycota; Agaricomycetes; Polyporales; Sparassidaceae.